UCAAACGGUGUGUAUGCGUAAGCAGUCAAGUAGUCACACACAAAGAUCGCGGCGUGGAGAAAAGUAAAAUUUAACACUCAAAAGGUGAAAAACGCAAUGUGUUUUGAAAAUUACAUAAAGAGUUGUUUGUAAAAAAGUGUAUCGUUGUAAUUUGAUAUGAAAUUGUGUAAAACUAAUAUACAUUUAAUGGUAAUCAAUUUCCACAAUGCAUUGGUUGGUUGACCUACGAUAGUGUUGGUCUAAAAUGGCGUCGAACUUGAUGGAAAGUUAAAUGGCGUCCCAUUAAGAAGAACGGCGAAAAGUACACAUUGUAUAAAACAAAAAGCAAGUUCUAAUACAUUAUUUUUCACGUUUCCAGUGCAUGUGUCUAUAUUAUACAUUGUAAUUGAAAGAAAAAAAGAAAGUUUUUACGGUAUUUCGAAAUAUGGUGCAAUAUUUGUAAGCAAAAAAGUGUAAAAGCAAGCAGAAGGGUAAAGGAGGAAGGAGAUAACGAGAAUUGUAAAAAUCAAAUGACUCGGUAAUCACAAUAGUUCGCUUCGUCCCAUUCGGCGUAGUGUGUGUAUUUGUGCCUCGUAUAUUUUUGAAAAGCGAUGGUAGUAGUAAAAGUGAACAAAAAAGAAUAGCGAAAAUUAAAUCCGAAGUGCACUGAACGAAUAAACGCGCGCGCGCAUUCUACAUUCUACGUACUAAAGUCUAUGACGUAUGAAUUUGGAAUUCUUCUGGAGCGAUAAUGCUAAGUAUGUGGAAUCGAAGAAAAUCCAAAGAGCGCAACAACAAAACAACUGAAUAAGGAGAACGGCUGGAGUGCUGAGAAAUAUUUGUUUAUAGUGCCAGUGGUAAAUCUGCUUUCUUCGGUAGUAAAGCACAAAUAACUAAAAAAUCGCACGCCACGUUUACUUCAACAGUGCGUGUUUACCUUGCGGCAUUGUCAUCACCCAUUGUCGCCUCCGUCAUCGUUAGCUUUACUUUUACGGUAUCGUAUCAACUCUGUUUGUUGGUCUUGCAUUUUUGUAUAGCAUUCCCCCGUACCGUACCGUUCCGUUCGUUUAAUCGUUGGUUUGAAUGCCUACACAUCGUUUGUGUUGUUGUUAGCCAACUUCGCUUUUAUUUUAGCGUUUUUCGUUUUUUUUGUGAUCUGUGUUUAUUUGAAAAAGCCUCACCACGAAUUACCUGUCGUUUUCGUCGUCGCGGCGAUCAACUGUAGUCGCAACAAGUGGUGGCAAAACGCCGGCCAUAAAUACCACCGCAUUGGCCACUUCAGCAGGAUCUGCCUCUGCGUCGUCAAGUGUCUCUUCAUCCUCGUCGGCGCUUGGAUUGUUGAGUUCGAGUAUUGUAGCCACCUUUUCGAAUCCAUUCAGCAGCAGUAGUAGUAGUAGCAAUAACGGCAACAACAACAACAAUAACAACAGCAACAGUUUUAAUAAUAGUAGCAGCAACACUGCCUACUCAACAACAGCAACAACAACAGAUCCCUCAAUAGAAACUAUAAACCCUACAACAUUGCCUCCCACAUAUUACAAUAUAAGUCUACAACAGCAACAACAACAGCAGCAACAUCAAGAUUAUCAACAACAUCGUUUUGCUACCAAUACUUACUUUCCCAGCAACACUAACACUACUGGCAGCAUACACGCAAUGGCUGCUAGUGGCACAGCUGCACCGAACAGCAGCACAGCUGCGCUCGGCACCUCGCCCACAUAUGAACCGCUCGGGGGUGGUCAACAUACGACUAUAGUGAAAGAAGGUUGGCUACAGAAGCGCGGCGAACAUAUAAAAACCUGGCGUUCACGUUAUUUCGUACUGCGCGACGAUGGCACAUUGAUGGGCUAUAAAAGCCCACCGGUUAAUAAUGCCACCGCGGAUCCAUUAAACAAAUUCACAGUACGAGGCUGUCAAAUUAUGACAGUCGAUAGACCUAAACCGUUCACCUUUAUUAUUCGUGGUCUACAAUGGACGAAUGUGAUCGAGCGCACAUUUUGUGUGGAAAGGGAGAUCGAAAGGCAACAGUGGACCGAUGCUAUCAGAAACGUAGCGAGUCGCCUGAGUGAGUUGGGCGAGACGGCCAUGUCGCCUUCGACCUCAACAGAUAUGUCUGAUGUGGAUAUGGCGUCUAUUGCCGAAGUGGAACUGCGUAACAGUUUCUCUGUGCAGGGCACAACGAAGCGCAACAGCGGUGGCGUUAAGAAAGUCACCCUUGAAAAUUUCGAGUUCUUAAAAGUGCUUGGCAAGGGUACUUUUGGCAAAGUGAUUCUGUGUCGUGAAAAGGCCACCGCAAAACUGUAUGCAAUUAAAAUUCUCAAAAAGGAGGUUAUCAUACAAAGGGAUGAAAUCGCGCACACUAUCACAGAGAGCCGUGUGUUACAGACUACGAAUCAUCCCUUCCUAAUUUCACUUAAAUAUUCAUUUCAAACCAACGAUCGUCUGUGCUUUGUGAUGCAAUACGUCAACGGCGGUGAACUUUUCUUUCACUUGAGCCGUGAACGUCUUUUCACCGAGGAUCGUACGCGAUUCUAUGGUGCCGAGAUAAUUUCCGCUUUGGGUUAUUUACAUUCUCAAGGCAUUAUAUAUCGUGAUUUAAAAUUAGAGAAUCUGUUGUUGGACAAAGAUGGCCACAUUAAGAUUGCCGACUUUGGGCUGUGUAAAGAGGAUAUCACCUUUGGCCGUACUACGAAGACGUUCUGCGGUACGCCCGAAUAUCUGGCGCCUGAAGUAUUAGAGGACAACGAUUACGGGCAUGCAGUCGAUUGGUGGGGUACUGGUGUCGUCAUGUAUGAGAUGAUAUGUGGACGUCUUCCUUUCUUUAAUCAAGAUCAUGAUGUGCUAUUCGCACUUAUCUUAAUGGAGGAAGUGAGAUUCCCCCGCACAAUAACUGAUGAGGCGCGUAGUUUACUUGCCGGCCUAUUGGCUAAGGAUCCAAUCCAUCGUCUUGGUGGUGGGCAAGAUGAUGUCAAAGAGAUACAAGCGCAUCCCUUCUUUGCGAGUAUUAAUUGGACGGAUUUAGUGAAUAAAAGGAUAACACCGCCUUUUAAACCACAAGUAGUAUCCGAUACAGAUACUCGUUAUUUCGAUACAGAGUUUACAGGAGAAAGUGUAGAAUUGACACCGCCAGAUCCUGCUGGUACAUUGGGUUCGAUAGCAGAAGAGCCACUUUUCGCGCAGUUCAGCUAUCAGGAUAUGGCAUCCACAUUAGGUAAUUCAUCGCACAUCAGCAGCUCGGCUGGCCUUGCAUCGAUGCAAUAGAAUCGAAUAAAAUGUGAAUGAUGUUGCGAUCGGCAACAACGUCAACAAUAUAAUAUUGAUCGUCCUUAUGAUCAUUACUGCCAUCAUCGUCAUCAGCACCAUCGUCAUCGUUAUUGUGAGAAACAACAAAAACAACAGCAACUACAUCAACAACAAAUCAAAUACCAGCAACAACAGAAAAAACAAAUAAAGAAGCAGCAGCAGCAGCCGAAAUUUCAAUCGAAACUACAUAAAUAUCCUACAACGCCGCAGCAGUUGCUGCAAUCACAGUCACAGUCACCGCCACAGCGUACACGCCUGCAUGCUGCUAUACUAUCGCAAUGCAUUAGCAACUAUAUUUUUGGUGUUAGUCAAGUUAGUAAGGUUUUCUAAACUACAGCAUCUGUAUGUUUUCUGGCUUCUGCCGUCGCUCUAGGUGCCCCCUAUUACUGCUAAUCCUGCUGCUGGUCCUUUUGCCCCGUUGUGAGUGCAAACACUUUGGCGGAUGGGGCGACUUAAAAGAGCUGAAUGAGCAACAGUUUAUUGCAUGCAUACGCAUCGACACAUACCAUUCCGCCCGGACGACGAUUUUGUCUGCACCGUGAACGGUUGCGGCGGUGGCUGCAGCGACGCAGAAAAGCUUACUUACUGCGGCAGGAACAACUACACAAAACUAGCAAAGUAGCAGAAUAGCAAUGGCAGUAGUGGACGUAAUGGCGCGCACAGCCGUAUCAGCAACUACAACAACAAAAAACAGCAUAAAUAAAUAUUAAUAAUAAUAAUGAUAAUACAGAAUAAUAAUAAAAUUUAAAAGUAAACGUAAUAAUUAAAGUAAAUAAAAAUUUAAACCGCUAAAUUACAUAUACAUACAUACGUACAUAUAUAUAUAAAUAAAUAAAUAAAUACAUACAUAUAGUGAACAGCAACAAUUACUGCUACAACUACCAAUAUUAGUACAUACUGCAACUACAACAACUACUAUUAAAUAAAAAAUAAUAAAAAGGCAACAAAUAAACAAGCGUAAUUUAUUUUUUACACUACGGUUACAAUUGCAACUACAUAUAAAUAAUAAUAUUAAAAACAAAAGCAAAAACAGAGUAUAACAGAAGCAACAAAAACAUUACGGAAAAUAAUAAGUACUACAAUUUAUUAUUAUUAUAUAUAUAUAAAUAAAAAAUAACUGCGAAAUGGUUAAAGUUAGUUAUAAAUAAAUUACUAUAUUUAAUAAACAAAGGAAGGAAAUAAAACUAGUUAAUUUAAUGUCUCUUUUUCCUGCUUCAUUGCUAUUAUUUCUGUUUCUUAAAAUAAUGAUGCAACUAAUGUACAACAGAAACAAACAAAAACAAGAAGUCUUUAAACUACA
Anastrepha ludens (Mexican fruit fly) is the source of this 4582-nucleotide messenger RNA. RefSeq names its product RAC serine/threonine-protein kinase (gene Akt). The record is from RefSeq and is a predicted model, not a curated record. The coding region runs from base 1636 to 3240 and encodes 534 amino acids. Gene Ontology annotation, biological process: protein phosphorylation. Gene Ontology annotation, molecular function: ATP binding; protein serine/threonine kinase activity. The transcript has 8 exons. NCBI's taxonomy places the organism in Eukaryota, Metazoa, Arthropoda, Insecta, Diptera, Tephritidae.